Messenger RNA from Syzygium oleosum, 1025 nucleotides. RefSeq lists its product as uncharacterized. NCBI's taxonomy places the organism in Eukaryota, Viridiplantae, Streptophyta, Magnoliopsida, Myrtales, Myrtaceae. The transcript has 2 exons. The record is from RefSeq and is a predicted model, not a curated record. The coding region runs from base 181 to 723 and encodes 180 amino acids.
CGGUAGGUUGCAACAGUUCGAGAGGGUCCCUUGGAAAAUAAUUGUGCUUCGGAGCGUGCUCUGUCUGUCUUCAAUUCCAUAUGCUAUUUUUGUCAAUCAUCAUCCUCUUGUUCAUAUCCCACCCCAUGUCGCGCUGAGACUCUCCCCCACAUCAUAUGGCAUUGGCAUGCACGCACAGUCAUGUACAACCCCGAUCCACACAACAAGAACCACCACCACCACCACCUAGUAAGCCCUAGAAUCUCCUUCUCCAAUGACUUCGCCGAGUCGCAAUACGCGGCGAAGCAAGAGCGGAGCGCCGCCCGCGAGGCCCCGGCCUCGUCCGACUUCGAAUUCUCCGUCUCGAGCUACUCGAUGAUGAGCGCCGACGAGCUCUUCUGCAAGGGCAAGCUCUUGCCGUUCAAGGAAAAACCAACGGCGGCGAAGGGCACCACCACCCUGAGGGAAGAGCUUCUCGCGGGCGAUGAAGACACCGGCUGCAGCGCAUCCUCUAGGCCUCCAAAAGGGUCAGGGAGAUGGAAGGGGUUCUUGGGUUUGAGGAAGAGCCACAUGGGGUCCAAGAAAGCCGAUAAGUCGUGCGAGGCUUCUUUCGAUAGUAAGAGGACUGCUGGUUUUGGAGUGGUUCCUGAUAACAUUCAUCAUUAUCGUGGCAAGACUUCACAGGAAAUGAUGAGCGAGGGAGGGUCGAAUGGUUGCAGGGAUGAGGAGGAGAUGGAGAUGUAGCUUGAGUAGAGAGAUUUGCUUGCAGUUCUUGAAUUUGUAGAGCACCGAGGAGGAGAAUUGGAUUCUCGCUAAUUUUUUUUUACUUUCUUUUUCUUCGGAUGAAGAUUACUGGAGGUCAUAUCCAAGAUUUAGAGACAAAACAAAUUAUGUUCAGUGGGGUUUCCGUUUCAGUUUUUUAGUUGAAUCUUGACCUUGCGGUGUCCUCCCUUUCUUGGCAUCUUGCUGUUUCUUGUUUUGCUUCUGAUGUUCUAAAGAAUAGGUGGUCUGGCUGUUCUUUGUAUAAUAUUAUUUUUAUUUUGGGA